AAGCUUUGAUUGCCAGGCAUUCGUUUCAAAGAGGAUCUACUUCAAAGAAGACAGUCUUGAAUAAACAUAUUACCUAGCCACGGGACAAUGAGUGAGCCGCAAAACCUUAGGCGCCAUCUUCAACUUCAAUCAGAAGCAGAACUCCAGGCCAGUGCCUUCUCUCUCUUUCUCUACCGGCAACCUCGCUGUGUAACCCGAAGUGUUCUGUGCCAUUUCCAGGUCCUAACGAACAUGAAGAAACAUAAUCCAUCCCUGGUGGUACAAUUAUCUUACCCAGACUUGGUCAUCAAUGUAGGAGAAGUAACUCUUGGGGAAGAAAACAGAAAGAAGCUGCAGAAAGCUCAGAGAGAUCAGGAGAAGGAGAAAGUUUUGCAGGCUGCCUGUGCUUUAUUAAACUCAGGAGGAGGAGUGAUUCAGGUGGAAAUGGCUAAUGGCAAUGAGCAUCGUGGGACUUUGGGGCUGGAUUUAGAAGAGUCUUUGAGAACACUUAGUCAGUCUUCAGAUUUUCGGGCUUUCUUUGAGACUGAUCCACAAGGGAGGUGUUUUUACAUUUUUGUUAAAUCUUGGAACACUGACUUUUUCCCUGAAGAUCGUUCCAAGCCCUGCAUUUGCAGCCUGGAUUCUUCUUUACACCGUAGAUCUGAAACUUCUGUGGUUCUCAUGGAUUCAAGAGAGGCAUUUCGUUUCCUGGAAACCAAGAAAAGAAAUGCAAAAGAGAUGGGAAAAGAAAAAAGAGAUGGGGAAGAACCUCCUAAUAAAAUUCUCAGGGGUGCAAGUUUUGCAAAGCAAAACUCUCAUGACGAGCAGAAUCCAGAAAAUUUGGAUUCUGCUCACCAAAUUUUCCAAAGAGACCAGCUUGAGUAUGGUGAAAUCCUGCCUUUUGAUGAGUCUCUACACAUAGAGUUUAAACAGUUCGCUACGAAACACAUCUCAGUCCGUGUAAAAGACAUAAUUCCAAAGUAUAUAUCUGCAUUUGCAAACACUGAGGGAGGCUAUCUUUUCAUUGGAGUGGAGGAUGAGAGUAGGAAAGUUCUGGGAUGUGCUAAAGAAAACAUUAAGCGUGAGGAUUUGAAAAAGGAAAUAGAAGAUGCAAUAAACAAAUUACCUCGUGUCCAUUUUUGCCAAUCCCAAUGCCAGAUAACUUUCACAGUCAAAUUCUUGGAAGUGUUAGCCGAGGGGCAGUUGUAUGGUUAUGUUUGUGGGAUCAGAGUGGAGCCAUUCUGUGGUGCAGUGUUCUCAGAAGCUCCCAGGUCAUGGAUGGUGAAAGACGAGGAAGUCUGCUGCCUGACAACUGAGGAAUGGGUAGGCAUGAUGAUGGACACAGACCCAGAGCUUCUGAAAUUGUCCGAAGACUUUGAAUCUCAGCUGAGUCUGUCUAGCAGGCCUCCUCUUAGCAGACCAGUGUUCUCCAAGAAAGGACUAGAAUACAAGGAAGAUCUCCAGCAACUUUUAUUUUCAGUAUCAUCAGAAGACUUGCAAUUUACUCCUGAAUCUCUCUUGAAGGAGCUGUACUCAGAGCAUGAAGGCCUGAAGGAAUUAAUAAAGAAGCAAAUGCAUUCUUUCUCCCGGGGAAUUUUGAUCUUUUCUAGAAGCUGGGCUGUGGACUUGAACUUGAAAGAGAAACAGGGAGUCAUUUGUGAUGCUCUGCUGGUAACACAGAACAGCCCCCCCAUUUUCUAUACAGUUCUCAGGGAGCAGGAUGCAGAUGGGCAGUUGUACUGCACCCGUACCGCCUUUACCUUGAAGCAGAAGCUGGUGAACAUGGGGGGCUACACCGGGAAGCUGUGUGUCAUGACCAAGGUCCUCCACCUGAGUCCUGAGAGCAAUGCAGAGUCCCUUGAAGGUUCAGACUCUCUGAUUAAGUACCCUAAGUCCUACUACCUUGCAGACACCAAGCAAAUGGAAGCCUUGCUGCAGUCCCUUGUGAUUGUCUUGCUCAGCUUCAGGUCUUUCCUGAGUGACCAGCUUGGCUGUGAGAUUUUAAAUCUGCUCACGGUCCAACAGUAUGAGAUCGUCUCAAAAAACCUCCGCAAGACCACAGAAUUGUUUAUCCAUGGUUUACCUGGCUCAGGGAAGACAAUCGUGGCCAUGAAGAUCAUGGAGAAGAUCAAGAAUACGAUGGGUUGUGAGAAAAAUGAAAUUCUCUAUGUUUGUGAGAACAGGCCUCUGAAGGACUUUAUUGGUAAUAAAGAUAUCUGCCAGGCAGUGACCCGGAAAAACUUCAUGAAAGAAAACUUUGAAAAUAUUCAACACAUUGUCAUCGAUGAAGCUCAGAAUUUCCGCAUUGAAAAUGGGGACUGGUAUGAGAAGGCAAAAACCAUCACUCAGAGAGGAAAGGAUGGCCCUGGAAUUCUCUGGAUCUUUCUGGACUACUUUCAGACCAGUCACACAGACUGCUGUGGCCUUCCCCACCUCCAAUACCAGUACCCAAGAGAAGAGCUCGUCAGAGUGGUCCGCAAUGCAGACCCAAUAGCCAACUACCUACAAGAAAUAAUGCACAAAGUAAAAAAAAAUCCACCACCUAACAUCCCCUCCAAAUUCCUGAAUAUAUUCAAUGAAGCUGAAUGGUCUCAAGGUGUUCCAGGCAACUUAGAGAUGAGUGAGCACAAGGAUAUAGAGCGAAUGAUGGAUUAUAUAGCAGGAAAAUGCCAUUCACUUUUGAAGGCUGGAUAUUCCUGCAAGGAUAUUGCCGUGAUUUGCAGCACAACAAGUGAUAAAGACAAAUAUAAAUAUGAGCUUCAAAGAGCAAUAAGGAAGAGAAAAAGGCCUCGGUCCAGUGAGGAAUCUCAGACCAGUGAGGAAUCUGAUCUGUUAUUUAUAGGAGAUGCAUCAGAUAUCAUGGGCAAUCACAUUGUAUUGGACAGUGUCCGUCGAUUUUCAGGCCUGGAAAGAAACAUCGUUUUUGGGAUCAAUCCAAGGGCAGCUGAGCCAGCUGUUUUCUACAAUCUUAUGCUCUGUCUGGCUUCCAGGGCAAGGAAACAGCUGUAUAUUUUGACUCUCUUAGGAAUGACUAACUCUGCAUCAUUUUAAUGAUGGUCUUAAUUUUUCCUAUCAUAAGCACAGUAU
This is a messenger RNA of Myotis brandtii (Brandt's bat), 3066 nucleotides long. It is a transcript of the gene SLFN11, whose product is annotated as schlafen family member 11. The coding region runs from base 88 to 3030 and encodes 980 amino acids. NCBI's taxonomy places the organism in Eukaryota, Metazoa, Chordata, Mammalia, Chiroptera, Vespertilionidae. Gene Ontology annotation, biological process: defense response to virus. The record is from RefSeq and is a predicted model, not a curated record. Gene Ontology annotation, molecular function: tRNA binding. The transcript has 6 exons.